UGUUUCUUCACGCGAGUCAGUGUCCACAGUGAACGGGAUGAGAAAAGGUGUGGAUGUCUUUUUCUUCUCCCUUUUGCUGUCUUCUCUCCUUUGUUCGGAGGCGAAGACCAGCAGAGAGAAAUCAAUCCCGCCCGUUGUGCUAAUUCCUGGAGAUGGCGGAUCACAGAUAGAAGCAAAAUUGGACAAACCGGCAGUAAUCCACUACAUUUGCUCAAAGAAGACGGAAGGAUGGUUCGACCUGUGGCUGAAUAUGGAACUUCUUGUUCCAUAUGUCAUAGACUGUUGGGUGGACAAUAUGAAGCUGGUAUAUGACAAUGUAACACGUACAACUACCAAUGCACCAGGAGUUACAACAAGAGUACCUGGAUUCGGGAACUCAACCACGGUUGAAUGGUUAGACCCCAGUCACCGAUCUCCUACCGGGUACUUCAAAGAUAUUGUGAAUGCUCUUGUCCCUCUAGGGUAUGAAAGAGGGGUGUCUGUACGAGGUGCCCCCUUUGACUUCCGCAGGGCCCCAAAUGAGCAUGAUGAGUACUUCCGUGACCUCCGCAGGCUAAUCGAAGAAACUUACCAGAGCCUAGGGAGGAAGGUGAUUCUCAUCCUGCACAGCAUGGGUGCCCCAAUGAUGCACUACUUCCUAAAUCAACAGGAACAGCAUUGGAAAGACAAGCACAUAGAAACUGUUGUGUCCCUGGCUGGUGCAUGGGGAGGCUCUAUCAAAGCUGUCAAAGUUUAUACUGCAGGGGACAAUCUAGGUAUCUACGUCAUUAGCUCAUUAAAAGUAAGAGCCGAGCAGAGAUCAGCUCCCAGUCUGGCCUUCCUCUUGCCCUCUUCUGAUCUUUGGGGUCCUGACGACAUCCUUGUUGAGACGCCCACGAAAAACUACUCAACUGCAAACUUCCAAGAUCUUUUUACCACCCUGAACUUGCCUGAUGCCUACGAGAUGUACCUGGACACCAAGGAUUUAUUGAAAAACCCACCAGCCCCUGGUGUCGAGGUCCACUGUCUGCAUGGAGAAGGAGUCCCAACUGUCGAAAAAUUGGUCUAUGCUGCUGGCAAGUUCCCAGACAGCCCGAAAGUUAUCUAUGGUGGAGGGGAUGGAACAGUCAACUUAAGAAGUGCAAGGCGUUGUUUAGAAUGGGUUGGCAAACAGAAGCAGAAGGUUUACCACAAGCCUUACCAGGGUAUUGACCACAUGGCGAUCUUGCGUGACUCUGACGUCAUCAGUUAUGUGGUGGAGUUAGUGCAGAACAUAACAAAGAAGAACAUGAGGCUAUCACAGAAAAAGGCUGAGAACCUGAAUCGGCUAGAGAAGAAUAGGAACGACAAGGCAAAACAACACAUUCUCGAAAGAAAUGCUAACGAUGUCAUCAUGCCGAUGAAAUGGUUUGAUGCAAUAUAUGCCAACAAAGAGGAAUAUAUGAAGCAGCAAAGUAAUUCCAGGGUAAAUAACCGACAUCCCAACAGCGUACUUGCAUUACUAGAUGAGGAUCACAUUGUGACGGAAUCGUGACGGAGGCCUGCAGUGCGCUAAUGUAAUUAUCCUGUCCUCUUACAAAUCUUUCCACAGAAUUAAGAAAGCAAAAUUUUUAGUCACUAGAUUAAGAUUUAUUCCAGUGGUUUAUCAGAAUGAGUUUAUUCACUACAAUCUACUUUGGCACAAAUAACUUAGCAUGAUUAUUAUGUUUCAGUUGCCUUUUCCAAAUAAGGUCUUUCUUUUUUAUGACUCUUCUGAGUUAUCAGUGAACAGACAUUAGUUUCAAUGCACAAAUGACAGAAAAUUAUGUUUAUAUACUUAGGGAAUGAAAGCAUGAUUAGUUCAUAAGAUGUCAUUUUUUAUAGAGUGGAAAUUUUAUUCAAAUAGUUAUCUGCCUUAUUGAGGAGAAGGUAUGCUGUUUUUAUAUUGCACUGUAUGUAGUCUUGCUCAAAAGUGUGUAAGCAUAGAGACUGUAUGAGUUAAGUUAUGUAUGAAUACUAGAGUGGUAAUAAUCAUGUGGCUUCUUUGUAAGCUUGAAUUUUAUGAUAUGGUGCCCUACCUCUAUCUGUGAAUAUGUAAUGCACAGAAGGAAUAUUUUAAUUUUUAUAUGACAUAUUGCAUUGUGAAAUGUAUUUAUCAGUUUCUCAUUAGUAGUUGUUUUAAUUUUCCAAUUUCUCAUUAGUAGUAUGAAGUUUGUUCAGAAAUUAAACAUGUAUUGAUGUAAUAUAUGAAAUUGAAUAUGUAUAUGAAACAUUUAUCGGUACCUGACAAAGCUGAGACUAUGAGUAUAAUGAUAACUUACCUAAAAUUUACAUCUCAAGACUGAUAUUAGAAUAAAGAAAACCGAUCUAGUAUUGCAUUUGCUAAGGAAUUUGGAACAUCUCUUUUCUGUGAGUAAAAUCAGAUAUAAGGUUUGUGUUUGAAAUUGUGAUAUUAACUAUAAUGAAGAGAAAGAAGUUUCCAUUUUGGAAGAAGUAUUCAUAAAUUAGAAAUGCAGUUUCCAUGAGGUGAGUGGAAACAGGUUUUAGGUAAUGACAAAGGAAAAUGGAAACAUAUGUGUUGUUAACAUCUUUUAAGAUAUAUCUGACCCUCUUUCCUGUUGUGCAUCAUAUCAUGUUGCAUUGCCACGAGAGUAUGUACUGUAUAAAGAUUGUAAGAGCAGACAAGAAUAAAGAAACUGUAUUUGUUCUAUUUACAAAUUUAUUGAGAACAGGUCAAUAGAUUCCUAGUUAUGUUGGUGUCGUAAAGGUAAUUUCAUGCAUGAUAAGUACAGGGAAAGAAUCAAGCCUUACCUUUGUAAAUGUAAAUAUGUAAACGGGAGAGCAAAUGUGAAACUGAAAUGUUGUCUCGUUCCUUGAUAGAUUUUGCAUGUUUCUCUUGUAUAAUCACAAAUUGAUAACUUAUAUUAUUGCAAUCACUAUCUUGUAGGAGUAAGACAUGUAAGAUUCAUAAGUUCCUCUUUUGGAAAUCAUCGAAACUUGAUGAAAGAAUCCCUUUCGUCAAACUGGUAUCUGGUGAGUGUUUACUUGUGAUGGACUUUGAUUGAUAUGUUGUAUGAUAUCAGAUCUGAGUGCUAAAACAGCAUCCAGGUGUAUAUAUGAAUUAUGUUUAUGAAAUAGUUGUAUGUUUAAUAUUUUUUGUGUAUUUAUGAAAUUAUAUGUUUAUUAUUGAAAGAAAUAAUAUAAAAAAGAGAAGGUGUUUCAGUAAAAACAUGGCAUAAGAUUAAUGUUGAUUAUUUUUUAUUGGCAAAUUUGAAUGUCUAAAAAUUUAUGCAAAACAAAACCUGCUAUAACUACGUUCUUAAUAUUACUAUGGAAAUGAAAAUGGUAUUAGAGAGAUAUGCACAAAAAAAUUUAUGAUACAGCCUAUUGAAUUUUCGUAGAGAAAUCUCAGUUCCUUUAUGUGGUAGUAUUUUAAGUGUGUUAUACUGCGAAGGUAUAGAUUAUUAGAGAGAUGUGAAAAAUUGUGUUAAUUUGUUCUGAUGUAGUUUGUGAAAGCUGUAAAAGCUUUUUUCUGGAGAUAUAUAUUUAAUAAAUAUGUAUAUGUAUAAAGUAAUUUCUAA
This is a messenger RNA of Penaeus vannamei (Pacific white shrimp), 3539 nucleotides long. The record is from RefSeq and is a predicted model, not a curated record. Lineage: Eukaryota; Metazoa; Arthropoda; Malacostraca; Decapoda; Penaeidae.